Molecule: messenger RNA, 14361 nt
Organism: Chironomus riparius
Lineage: Eukaryota; Metazoa; Arthropoda; Insecta; Diptera; Chironomidae
Source: the annotation of a GenBank genome assembly
AAAAAAUUCAGUCGAUAAACUCGUGGAAAAUUGAAAACUUGUGUUUAAAUCGGUUAACAAAUAAUAUUGGAUAUCUCAACAGGGAGAUAAGGUGCUUUAAAGGAAUACAAGAUCACCAAAAUCUAUGCAAGACUCAAGUCAGCAUAAUGUUCGCUACAAAAUGAUGAGAUAACAGAAAAUUUCUCAAAAAAUAAAAAAAAAAUCAUCAAACGAAACCGAAGCGAAGAAAAAGAUGAAAUUUCUAGAAAUUUCAUUAAUUUCAUGUGAAUGUAUGAAUGUUAGCAAUAAAAUGCAGAAAUACAAAAGAUGAAAUGUACUCAAUAGACGUCUAUUUGAGUUGACAUUCAUCCGGUGGUGUAAUAUAGAAAGAGACACAUAAGUUAUGAUGCGAAUAAAAAAAUAACAUGGAGAAUUCAAAAUAAAAAAAUAUAAAAAAAAAACUUGAAAGAAAUAUAAAAAGAAAAAAAAAUAUAGUUCAGAGUAUAUACACACAUAAAGAGUGCUAUUUGUGCAAAUGUAAAGUGUCAUAAUACAACAUAAGAAUAUAUAUAUAUGCAUUGAAACGAACGAUAAAGCAAUUUGCACUAGCAAAAUAAAUUUAAAAAAAAAUUGUAGCAAAAAAAGCAGUGGAAAAAAAUUUUUAUACUCACGCAAAAAAAAAAAUAUAAAUUAAAUAAGCAAAAAAAAGGAAUAGUGAAUUAAAUUAAUUUAGUGAAUCGAAAAAUUUAAAAAAAAGUUUUAAAAAAAUGGAAAAAUCAAAAAGGAUGAAUUCAAAUAUAGAUAACAUACAAUGGCGAGUGCCAUCUGUAGGUGCUCUUCUAGUAGUACUAGUAUUCUUGCCACAUCUUUUUAGCAAAGUACCAUAUGUGAAUGCGGGGAGUGGCUCUAGCGGAAGUAUGUUAGGCGAUGUUAAUAUAUCAGCAAUUUUAGAUUCAUUCAGUGUUAGCUAUGAUAAAAGAGUAAGGCCCAAUUAUGGAGGCGAGCCAGUUAAUGUUGGCGUUACGAUGUAUGUCCUCAGCAUCAGCUCACUGUCAGAAGUUAAAAUGGACUUUACGUUGGAUUUUUACUUUCGUCAAUUUUGGACAGAUCCAAGAUUAGCUUAUAGAAAGAGGCCUGGAGUCGAGCAACUAUCUGUUGGUUCUGACUUCGUUAAAAGUAUUUGGGUGCCGGAUACGUUCUUUGUUAAUGAAAAACAGUCUUACUUUCAUAUAGCUACAACUAGUAAUGAGUUUAUUAGAGUUCACCAUUCAGGUGCAAUCACUAGAAGUAUGCGAUUAACAAUUACAGCCUCAUGUCCAAUGAAUUUACAAUACUUUCCUAUGGAUCGACAAUUGUGUCAUAUCGAAAUCGAAAGUUUCGGAUAUACAAUGAGAGAUAUCCGCUAUAAAUGGAAUGAAGGUCCUAAUUCCGUUGGAGUAUCAGAAGAUGUAUCUCUACCACAAUUUAAGGUAUUGGGACAUCGCCAACGAGCUAUGGAAAUCAGUCUCACAACAGGAAAUUAUUCGCGCUUAGCUUGUGAAAUCCAGUUUGUUAGAUCAAUGGGUUAUUAUCUAAUUCAAAUUUAUAUUCCAUCUGGAUUAAUUGUAAUCAUAUCGUGGGUAUCAUUUUGGCUCAAUCGAAAUGCAACGCCGGCUCGAGUAGCUCUCGGUGUAACAACUGUAUUGACAAUGACAACACUUAUGUCGUCCACAAAUGCUGCCUUGCCCAAAAUAUCAUACGUUAAAUCGAUUGACGUUUAUUUGGGUACAUGUUUCGUCAUGGUGUUUGCCAGUUUGCUCGAAUAUGCUACGGUCGGUUACAUGGCUAAGCGAAUACAAAUGAGAAAGCAACGCUUCAUGGCUAUUCAGAAAAUUGCCGAGCAAAAGAAGAUCCAAGUGGAUAAUGCACAACAACAAAAUAAUCCACCAAGUAGCGGAGGUCCACCAAGCGUUGUAGGUCCACCAAGUGAGCAUUCUCAUUCGCAUGGUCACAGCCAUUCACAUCAUCCACACGUACCAAAGCAACAGAUGGGAAUGAAUCGCGGUCCACCUGGUAUGUCAACAUUACAAGGUAAUGUUGUUGGUUCAAGAGGCUGUUCUAUAGUUGGACCCUUAUUUCAAGAAGUUCGCUUCAAAGUGCACGAUCCGAAAGCGCAUUCAAAAGGUGGAACACUUGAGAAUACAAUUAAUGGUGGUCGUGGUCAACAGCCACCUCCAAGUCAACCAUCACAAGGUGGUGACGAAGAAACGGGAGGAGGAGGUGGUGGUCCACCACAGCAUUUAAUUCAUCCAGGGAAAAAUAUCAACACACUACUGGGUAUAACUCCUUCCGAUAUCGAUAAAUAUUCACGAAUUGUGUUCCCCGUUUGUUUUGUAUGUUUCAAUUUAAUGUAUUGGAUAAUUUAUUUACAUGUUAGUGAUGUUGUAGCCGAUGAUUUAGUAUUACUCGGUGAAGAUAAGUAGGAAAACUUAGUAGGACCCAUAUCAAUAAAUCACACUAUACCCGAAUACGAUUAUGAAACGUAUACAACUUUAUUAUGGAAGAUUGUUACAAUAUUUAUGAUUAUGAUUACAUAUUUACACGUUUACGUAAAGAAGCAAAAAACCCAUUUUUCAUUGAUUCCAUUCCGUUCAUUUGUAACAACAAAAUAUCUUAAGUUUUAAUGCCUGCCUUUAAAAAAACGACUUAGAAUAAAAUAAUGAAAUACUUAAAAAAAAUACCACAAUUGAAUUAAAAAAAGAAAUUUAUAAAAAUAGAGAAAAAAAAAUUGCUAAAAAGACGAUAACUUAAGUAAAUUAAAUGAGACAGCACACAGAAAAAACAAAACACACACUGCAUAUAAUUUUUUUUAUUUAAUUUCUUUCCUAUAAUAAGAUUUUUAUAUUCUCAACAAAAUAAAUAAAAACAGUCUCACAGUCACACACUCACACUAUGUGAGACGUUCUUUCGUUCCAUGAAUUGAUAUUUAGAUGCAAAAUCAUCCAUUCGAAUAUUCCAAAAUCUAAUAGGAAUAUAAUCUUGUUGUAGUGAAAAAAAAAAUGAAGUAAAUGAAAAAUAAUUCUUUUUAUUAUUAUUCUGAGUAUUUAAUAUUUAUAAUGAAGAAAUGAAGAAGAAUAAUCCUCACUAUAAAAAAAAGUUGAAUUAUAUUCACCCUCCCACAAUCACACGAGAAACACACAAUGACACCCAACAUAAGUUGAAAAAAAAGCUCAUAUCGUUUUUAAAAAAAAUUCUAAUUCUCACAAAAUCUGGCACUCACUUGAUUUUUUGCCUCCUUUUUACUUUUUCGAAAAAAAAAAAUGUUUUACACGCGAAAUAACGACGACAAGUCGAUGAGUCAUCAAUCGGUAUGAUGACUAAAGCGCAUUUUUGCUGAUCUAAUUUCAAAUUUCGAAUAACUGCCAAAAAAUGUUCGAAAAAUAUUUUCACGCCGCAAAAACUCAAAUUCAACCGAAAAUUUGAAAUUGAGCUUCAUGAGCUUCUAAAGGUUGUUGCCAUUAAAUAAAUUAAUUUCCCCCCAAUUUUCAAACUCAAAGGUUAAUCUCCGAAAUGGCAAGAGUCAGACACAAAAGGAUCUGAAGAUUAAAAGAACUUUUAAGCUUCCACUUAUGACACGAACAUUAUUAUAAUCAACAAGUCAUGCGAAGCGAUAAAAAGAACGCAAUAUAUUCAGCAAAAAUGCGCUAGAAAAAAAUAUCUGGGACAUGAAUCGACUUUUUAGGACGAAAUAUACACAACAAAAAAAGAAACAGCACAUAUAAGAGAAAUUAAAUUAAAGAAGAAACAAAAAAAAAUGUAUUGUACUUUACUUAAAUGAAGAAAGCUUCUUCGGUCAUUUAUGUGAGUCGCUUUCAAUUCCAUUUUGAUAAUUACUUCAUGCUUCCGAAACAUAAAUGCCAAAUUACUAACGUGAAUCUUAAUAUAAUUGUAAGUCGAAAAACAAAAGAAGAAAAACAAAAAAAAAUAUAAUAAAAAUCGGAAAUUUAUAAAUUUCUUCUAUCUUUCUAUCUCUAUCACUAUCUAUCUGCGAUAAUUUAUUUAUACUUGUUGUUAUUGUUAUCUCCGUUUCUUGUUUCAUUUCCACUUCUUUUUCUUCCUGUUGCAACAAUUAUCUCCUUUUAAAUGCUUUGCUAUUAAAUGUAGAAUGCAAAAAAAAGGAAGGAGAAUAAAAUUGAUAAAAAAAUGAUAAGCAAAUAAUGACAUUAAAAAUUGUUUUCUCUUUGACAUGAAAUGGUAAAAAAUUUAUUUAUAGAUAAAUGUCCUCCUCUGUUUCUAUAUUCCCCUCCUCAAAAAAGUGAAAAUAUAUUCUAUACAAUUUCGUUAUUGUUGUUAUGUUACUAAAUUUAUUUAAAAGUUUAUAUUGAAACAAAAAACUAUAUUAAAAUGUAUAUGCGAGAUAUGUAACAUGUCACAAUCUAUAUUUAUAAUCACACCCCGUACGAUGAUGACAAGAGACUUUUUUGUUCCUCUUUACCCUAUCUCUAUUGGUUGUUUAAUAUGCACAUGAUUUUUUGUGGCUAGAGAUUCUAAAAUGUUGAGUUGUGUGGGAUUUUUUAAAAAGAAAGAAAUUUCGAAAAGUUUUGAAGGGUUUUUGUUGAAAGUUGAAAAUUUUAUUUGGUUUUUAAAACACUGCAUCGUGGCUUGAGUCAAACUAGGAGCUUCUUUUCAAGAAUCUGAGAGUUAUUUCUAUAAUUCUUUUCAAAGUAAAUAAUGUUUGGCAAAAAAACAAUAAUUUUGAGGUUAUCUCACAUGACACAUGACUUUUAAAGAAGCUUGUUCCCAGUUCCACACAGAAUGCAACUUUUAAACUAUCCAAACAUCAAUGGUGAUUUUACACUUGGAAUUCAAGUCAAGAUAGAAUUUUCUUUAAUUUUUCUAAAAUUGUUCAAAUCAAACUACUUUAACAAUCCUUCAAAAGGGCUUUCUAGACCCAUUCUGUAUAAGCUGUUUAUAAUAGACAAUCUCAACCCCACUCUCACCCAAUUCAAAUAAUAAAGAAAAAAAUCCUCUUAAGAAUCUCCUCAGAAUUAUAAGCAAAAUUUGUCAAAUCAUCUUCUCAAACGAACGAUCUAAACUGUAUAAGAAAAAUAAAAAUCUCGACACUCAACGUCUAGAAUCUCUACACACCUAGCUUAAAAAAAAGCUUAUAAAGCGUCAUUGUUUUCUUCUUGAAAAAUCAAAAUAAUGAAAGUAAUUCUAAAAAAGCCAUAUUUGAUGUGCAGAUAAUGAUGAUAUUUAGGUUCACUCCCAUUCUUCUAUUAUUCAAUUUAAAACCCUUUUUUUCCACUGUCCUGAACAACUUGAACUUGAUAUUUAUUUUUAUCAACCUCUUUUCUAUCUAUUCAUCUCCCUACCUUUCUCAAUUCUUUUACAUUUGACGUCAUUGUGAUGAUGUUAUUAAUUCUAGAUGUAUCUAUCCAAGCCUCGUACUCUUUUUUUUGCUUUAAAUUUAUUAUAAAAUCGAUACACAAUUUACAUGACAACACAUCGACACACACGAUUGAGAAUUUAAUUGAUUAAUCAAAUUAUAAAAAUAAACUUUUUUUUCCACUUCUUAGUCUCCAUUUCUCUGCUUCCUAUAUCCUCUCGUUCGCUCAAUCCUCAUGCCUCGAAAGAUCGAGGCAAACAUUUUAUAGCUUUUCUUUCACUUCAGUUGAGAUUGAUUUUGUAAUAUGAAGGAUGUUCAUAGGAUAUUUUAAGGUUGUUUCGUAAAAAAUAAAAUCUCAUUUAAAUUUUGUUGAUGGAAUCAAAACGAGAUAAGAAAGAGGAGAAAAAAUUUCAUUUAAAACUUUGAAGUGGAAAAGUCUUCAUAAUUUUAUUGUUUUCCAUCUCUCGCACCAUUAUCUGAUGAAAUAUUUUCAUUCGAUUCCUUCAGUUAAACUUUCUUUCAACGUUCCGUUGUUAUGUGUCCUCUGCAAGCCAAAUGACUGUUGAGAGAAUUUCUAAGGCUCUUCUGCUCUAUUCUUGGACAAUUUGUAAUGAUUAAUUUCAAAAAAAAAUCUGAAUGAGUAGUCUCGUUUAGAUAAAGAGAUGUCAUGUUUUCAUAUCGCAAGUAUCAUUUUAAUGUCUGUCAGGUCAGACAAGGGUUAAUGAUAUAUAAAUAGGUGUAGACCUCCCAAGAAGAUGAAGUCAUGAGAGUUGAUUGCUCUCCAAUUUCUAGAGGUUUGUUGUCUGACGGAAGUUUAUUGCAAUCAUUUCAACCACAUGGGGUGCUUUCCUUAAAACAGAUCGUAUUCCAUAAUUGGAAUAUUAAAUUAGACAAAAUAACGGAAGUAUCAGUGCGACGAGCUAUUUUGCAUUAAAAAUAUAAAACGGAUGUACAAUCUCAUAAAUUUCUGAGCUGUAGAGGUCUAAUAACUAUCUUAACAGGGGCACAUGAGGGCCCAUAAUGCGGAAAUAAAUAUUUUGAAUCUAACAUAAUACUAAGAUUCAUCCCGGUUCGAAAAAAGUAUCAACCAACUCCAUUCUGUCAUUAAUUCAUUUACUAUUUUUGAUUUUUAUAAAGAACUUCUAUAAUAAAAUAAGUCCUAUGUACCGAAAUAAGUGAUCCAGUACAUCAAACUGACAGAAUCUAAACAGUAGAACAAAACAACGUUUAGAAUAUCUUCAAAGUCAUUUGGUAUCGGAGUUAAAUGUCACAAAUGGAUCAACAGUAAACAUUUUACAUUCAAUCUUAGAUUAAUUUAGUAAUCGUCUGAUUUUUGUACAUUCAUAGACAAAAUUUUGAAUGUAAAGUGCUACAAUUUAAUGAUUUUUAUGUCAAUCAAAGUCAUAAUCAGUUAGUUAAAACCUUGCCAUAGUCAUCAAGUUGAUUAGCUGACAUGUCAAUUUGAUUGAACACAUUUGUGACAUUGAACUGAGGACCCUAAUUAAGUUAAGACAAUUUUUUUAAAUUAAAAUUUAUUUAAAAUAAGAUAUAAAGAUGAUAUAUACAAAGCAUGUGAUAGAAAAAUAAUUAAAAAAAUUGAUUUAAUACAAAAAAUAAAUGAAAAUAAAUAAGCAUGUAGUCGCCAGUGAAUUUUAAAAUAAAAUAAGUAUAAAAAUAAUUCUUUAAAAAAGAGGAAUAUCAAAGAAGAAGUUAUAAUAACUAAAAAAAAUUCUAAAGUUGAUAAAAACACACACACAAAAAAAAUCUUUUUAAAGAAAUUAAAGUGAAAAUUAUCACGAAAAAAAAGUUUUUAUUAUCGAUUUUUGUUCAUUUCAAAUUCAGUUCACAUCUUUUUUUUCGUAUAUUCGACGCCAUCGCACAUACACGAUUCUCUCAAUGUACAAUUUUAUGAUUUUUAUGAUUAUGUUAUUUUCACUUUUCAUAACACACAUAAGAGUGUUGAUAUUUUUAAUGGGUCUCAAAUGAGAUUUAUUAAGGAUUUAUAUUACCACAAACAAACAAAAAAAAUGAAAUAAGAUUAAAGCACAAGAGAGUUGUUAAAUUGUCAUAAAUUAUAUAUGAGCAAAAAGUAAUAAAAAAAUGAGAAAACGGCACAAAAAAAACAUGGAAUACAUUCAAAAAAUAAGUUUACCAAGAAAAUCAAAAGAAUUAAGAACAAACUUUUCAUAAAAAGCAGUGCAAGAAUGAAUCAUUACAAUGCAAAUCAUCUAGGAUAAAAAUUUAUUAUCGAAAAAGAAAAAUAAUGAUGAGAUUUUUUGUAAAUAGUAAGGGUUAAUUUUAAAAAUUAUUAGAAAAUCGAAACAAAUAAAGAAGAAUGUUACAUUUAAAAAAAAUCAAGUCUUGAGCACAAUUUAUGGCAAAGAAAAUUAUUAAAAUAAUUGAAGAAAAUGUGUGAUUUAAGUUGUUUAAUUGAGUUAACGAUAUUAACAUUCGUUAAUAAUUCUUCCAAUAUAUUUAAAAAAAAGAUGAGAAUCAUGCAAUAAAAUGCAUUUUAAGCAAGAAACUUUUGGCACGCGUUUUUCUUUCUUCUUCUUCUUCGCUGGCCGUACAGAUCAAUUGUGAUCCAUGGCGUUUUUCUUUACAUUUUAUUUAUACAAAAAAGAAUCUUGUAAAUUAAAUCGUUUUGUCAAUGACAUGGUAAACAUUUUAAGACAAAAUAUACACUUAGUUUCUAAGAGAAAAUGAUCUAAUAUGUCCAGUAAGUAUUCUAUUAUCGGCUUUAGGUCAAUCCAGAUUUGAUAUUCCUAUAAAAGUGUCUUUUGUCUUCUUUGAAAUUUAUAUUCACAUUAUCGAAGUCUGACAAAAUUGACGAAUGGCACAAAACUUGAUUCACAAUUUAAAAACAGUCCAAAUUUGUCAAAGGAACUAUCCAUAAACUACUGGAUGUCGUUAAAAAAUCAAAAAUUAAAUUUUCGGCUGUUUUAAACAGUCUGGAGUAUCCUGACUCUUUUACUGUUUUAAAUAAAAUGCCAUAAAGUCACUUUCACAUUUAAACAUACUUCCUCGUCAUCCCUCUUCAAUGUAAGACAGUCAGUCACAGCAAUUUUCCAGAAAAGAUACAAAUUUCAAAGACUUUUCACUCAUUAACCCCAAAAAUGUCACAUCCUUCAACAGCACCAGUCAAAACAUAAUUUUCAAGAAUAUUUCCGUGUCUGGUCAGUAAACAAAAUUUCAUGCUGAAUGGCAUUUUCAACAGCAGGCAAUUUACACGCAAAAUAUUUCAUAGUGUAACCCAUUACAGUGUCAAUAAAUGUCAUACUAAGUAUGACGACCCAAGUGUUGAUGUCAUAAUUUUCCCGUUUAAAAUCGAUGAAAUUGUCUAAAUAUUGCAAGCAAUUCUCUUUCAGCUUCCUCUCAUAUUUAUUUACACUUCAUACUGCAAUUUUCCUCUUCAUUAACUCUGGAUUGUGCUAUUCAAUGCCCUUAAUAGAAUACCAACCUGUACUCUAUUAUAUAGCUCAAUUAUAGUUUAAUUAUUUAAUACAUGCAAUCAUAAGAACUAUAUAAUCACGAGCAUUAUCAUUUGUGUCAUAAUUAAAAUUUUGCUUGUGUUAUCAUUGAGUCAUGCAUGAAUGGCAAACAAAGCAGCUCACAAAAUUAAUAAGUUAUAUUCCCAUAAUUAAUUAUUUCGUCCAAAAUUUUCAAAAAAAAAAGAUUAAAAUGCGAAAUGUUUCCACCCAUAUUCAUUUUUUAGGUUCCAUUUUUUUAUAUAUACACGAUAAUAUUAAUGAUGAAAACUUAAUCAAAAAAAAUAAUAAAGUAAAAUUUCCUCAACUUUUUGUGGUGAACACACGAAGUUUUUUGAUAGAAAAGAAUCGUUCAUUAACCUUUUCCUAUUUCCUAUUGUUUAAUAAGAAAGUUCUACAAUUAAUCGAGUCAAAGUUAUGUAGUUGAGGAAUAAACAUACACACACAUCCUAACAAAAUAUUAAUGAACAACUUUAUAAUCUGAUCAAACUAAAUUAAAGUUCUUUUUUCUGUUGUGUAAUAAAUUAAUUAAAUUUUCAAGCAUUGUUUCUCAUAAUUUUUUUGUUUUUUGGAUAUUCUCAUGAGACAAUUGUUUGUUUCAAGACGUACUUUUGUGGGUUUUAUAUGUGUGGAAUUUUUGAGAUUUUAAACAUUUUGUAUUUUGAAUACAUAAUAAUCCUUUUUGUGUCCUCAUUUCAAUGUGAAUUAAUGAUGCUGAUGGAAUUGAAACUCGUCUCUUUAGUAGGGUAUUUAAAAUUCUCGAAUUUUUGCGAUGGAAUUUGAAAACAUGACCUUCGAAUGCUUUUAUCAGUGACACAGUUAUUGUGCCGUAUUCAAUAUUUUUUGAGGUCGGUCUGGCAUUUUUAAAUAGUUGUGUCUGAGCACACUGGAAUCUGGGAUAUCAUGUUAUAUGUAGGCGAAUCUGUCAUUGGAAGUAAAGCGAUUAAUCUAAAGAAAGAUAUCAGAAGAAGUAGCUACUAGCUGCGACUCUGUCAAAGUAUACAAUAAAUACUCACAUUGCUAGCAAAUAACAAAUAUUCGAGCGUUCCAAGAACAAAUAAGGAUGCCCUACAUAGGCAUAAAAUACAUUAAGAAUCCCCAAGUGAAUACAGUUGAACAUGUCAUCAAACAAUUCCAUUACCUAUCCCCCAAAAAUUCCUCAAAAGACUUGAAUUUUAAAAGCAUAAUAAAACUUCCUUUCUAUAAAACAUUUAUGAUAGUUAUGACAAUGAGUUAAAAAGCAUAAUGAGUUUAUUUUUGUCUUCAACGAACAGACGACGUCGAGCUGCGAUGACGACAACGACUACAUGAAUGAUAAAAGUAAUGAUUUUGUUAUGAUAGAAAAAAUAUUAAUUCUCUUCUUAUUAUUCAGUUAUGAAUUAUUUUUCAAUGAGAUAUAAUAAAAUGAACAUAAGAAGAAAAAAAAUUUCGGCUGUGAUAAAAAAAUUAAUUUUUUUUUUUGGCAAACAUUCCUCCUACUAUGAAGAAAUAAAAUAAAGAUAUAAAACAGUCUUUAAAAUUGAAUUUAAAAAAUAAGAAUAAGAGAAAUUUUCCUCCUCAUUUCUUCCACUUCCUAUUUUAUUCUAUCCUCCAUCUAUUAUUGUUCUGUCUUCUCUUUCACACAAAUUGAUAUGAUGAAGCAUAUAAUGUCCUACAAAAAAAAAAUAAAAAAAAGUUAUUAGAAAACGUCUUUGAAAAGCAAUACAGAAUGACAUUCGAGACAACAAGACAUUGAACAAUCUAAUCGAAUUUAUAAAAAAAAAAUUAAAAUUUAAAAAAUGAUGAAUAAAACAUAAAAGAAAUUAAAUAAAAAAUUCAAUUUCAAAAACAAAAUGUUUUCAAUCUUUAAAAAUUUUGUGGACAUGAAAAUUUAAUUUUUAAAGCAUUUACAUCCGAAAUUGGCACAAUUUCCAACAGAUGUAAAAGAGAAUAUAAAAUUGGGAGAAAAAAAAAGAAAAAAAUCAAUAAAGUUUAGAUAUUAAGGCAGUAUACACGCAUAAUCCUAGUUUUUGUUGAGUUUACGCCUCAUUCUAAUGUUAAUUUACGGCUUUAGUCUGAAUGUUUUCUCGUUUUUUAAAGGAUUUCAAUUUAUGCUCAUAUAUCUGCUACAUGCAUGGUAGUCGGAAAAUAUUAAACAUGAAAAAUUCGCCUCUAUCUAUCCAAAAUGUAUAAAAUAUAUGAAAUCGUUUAGCAUUGGGGUGGAUGACACAUGUUUUGGAUUCUUUUAGUGGACUUCAUCGAGGUCGAUGUUUUGCAGACGAUUCUAUAGAAAAUUGAUUAAUUUCCAAGCAAUUGAUUUCUUAAAAUAACUCCUAUGGAGUUUUGUUAAAACUGUUUACUACGUGUCUGUUGAACAGUUGGAAUCUUUCCUCAUAACUUAUGUGCAAUAAUCUAUUGAAGAUCUUUCUUUUGAUUUCGUUGUAUAAUUAACCGGAAGGAAGUUAUUCAACAUCUUUCUCAUCUAUUCCUAAGAACAAGCUAGCUUCAAUUAUGAAGUUGGUUGAUUCUGAUACUUUUUCGCGAGUUUCUACUUCUACUACUAGGAUAUAUCACUGAAUAUACUUAACAAUAAGAGCAAUCCCUAGUAUCUAGGGAAAUAUGAUAAGAAACUAGAAUAGAGGUAGUUAAACGAAUAGAUUUACAAGUUUACAACCUUGUAGCAAGUAAGACUAACUUAAGAAGGGCUUAGUAAAUUAAUAAGAUAACUUAGUAAAGGUUCUUAAAGUAGAGAUCAACAAAUAUUUAUAACAGAAAAUAUCGCAAAUUUGAUCUUGAACUUGAAACUAGCCAAGUUGAGAACCUUAAGCUUCUUUAUCGCUCCUUUUAAAAAUUUAUCUAACAAAUUUUAAAGAACUUAGACAAAAUCUCAUGAAGCCACAAAAACAAUCCACAAAUUGAGUCGCCAACCCAUAAUCGUUAUAAAUUCUAACAUAUUUUUGCCCAUUUUCAAUUUCGUACAGAGAAACGUUGAACAUAUAUAUUAUUUGAACUCUAUAAAUAUCCGCAUUAUCAUGUGGAUCGUAUAAUAUAAAUAAAAUGAGAAAAAAUCGAAAAGAAACGAUAUUAUGCAUAAUGCAUACGUAAAUUCUAAAGUGUAUGUAAAUUAGGAAACUUUUUUUUAGAGAUUAGUGAAAAAAAGUAAAUUAAAAUAAUGGCGAUGUCAAAAAAAAGCUCAAGAAUGAUAGUCAAAAAAAAGCAGAAAACACACAAAAAAUUGCUUAAUUUAAGUCUAUAUAAAAUGUAACAUAUUAAUCCUAUACAACAAAUCUUAUGCAGCAGAGGUACUGCAACAUUUUAACUUACACGGAUGCUUUUGAAUCCACAUUCUAAAUCAAAAUGAGAUUAAAUGUGCGUAAAAUGUUGCAGCAUGUCUACCAAUUACACAACUCAAAAAAAAUGAAAGCAUUUUUAAUAAAAAAAAAUGAGAAAAUUUUACUUUCAAAUUUCAAAAACUUUUUCAUACAGUCGAAUCGAAAAAAAAAUGUAUAAAAAAAUUAAUAGACAGAAAAAUGUUUACUCACAAAUAUCCCCUCAAUCACUCAGUCACUCGCAUGACCUCCUCUCCUUCUUUUUCACCACCAUUUUCCUCACAAUAAAUUCUCAUCAUGAAGAUUAAUACCCUUAUAUGACCUCAUAUUGUUCAUGCAUCAUUUUAAUAAAUAUUUUCAACUUUAUGUGGAAGUUUGUCAGAUUUUUUUUUAUUGGCGAGACAUGGAUGAUUAGCUUCAAGAUCAAAAGUGUUAGGUUUUGAAAUUGUAUAUCGUUAAAAUCUGAAAAGUAAAUCAUCAAAAAAUCUGACAAAAUUCAUCACAAGGAUGAAAAAAAAUUAAUGUUAUCUGAACAAUAUGAGCCACAAAUAAGGGUCGAAAGGAUUAACUUAAUUAGAUUACUAUAUCCUGCAAUUAGAUAAACUUAGGAUUUAUUUUCAACAAGAAAAUGGAAAAACUCGAGGGAAAUUAAGGGUUCGAUAUUCUCGUACGACAUAAAAAAAAUGAAAUAGCAAUCACAUGGUCGCCAUGGGAAAUUUUUUUUACUGUUUACCUACAGGUGACUGCCAUUUCAUUUUCUGUCGCACGAGUGAGCCUUAAAAAAAUACUUUACAUGUAAAUAAUUUUAACAAAAAAAUUUUUUUCUCAAAGAAAAAUUUUAUUUGUGAAAAGCGUCACACACAAAAUAAUAAUAAUAAAAAAAUAGAGUAAAAAAAGAAUCAUAAACACACAAUUGAGAGGAAAUGAUGAAUAAUAUAAUGCAUUUGCGUUGAACUACACAUUAAUUUUUUUAUGCACAUAUUAUAAGAAUGAACAAAAUUAUUCAAAAUGAGGAAUAAGAAAAAAAUGAAAGAAUUAUUGUAUAAAGUUACGUAACUCAAUCGAACGACAAAAUAGCAUUAGUAGAAGUGUAAUUGGACUUACUUUGCAUAAUUUUAAAAUAUAUGAAGAUUUCUGCAUACUUAGUGCAAUGCUUUUUCUAAUUAAUUUACAUAAUGAACUGCCUGUAUACAUACUUUAUGACCCUUAUUUCUAUAAUUAUUUAAAUUUUAGAUUAAUUCCACUAUGCAUGAAGAAUUUUCAAUUCAGAGUUGCUGGUUGGGUUUCAGAAAUAUUCUGAAUUGUAUAAAGCUCAAGUAAGAAUUGGAUGUUCAUAGAUUCAAUAAUAAAAUAUAUGCGAAAUCGAUCAGAUAAACAAGAUUUAUUCUCAUUAAAAUGUUUAAAAUCCGAAUUCUUGUUAAAACUUGAAGUUAAUUCUGACUACUAAAUCUGAUCAAUUCUAAAUGAAUGUUUGAAUCUUUGAAACAAAAAGAUCCAUUUCUUUAGAAUCAAGAUUUCCUUUUGUGAUUUGAUCGAAAUAUAAACAAACGACACAGUGUUGGUUAAAGAUCAUUGACUUAAUAAUCAGAAUAAUGACUGAAAGUAUUAGAAAAUAGUGAAAAGAUUGAAAAACUCUUUCGAAUCAAACAAAACUUAUCAAGAUCAAACCAAAUCUGAAUUUAAAGAAUUUAAAACAUCCAAGAAUUCUAGAUUCAAGAGGAAAAUCAUCAAAUGAGCAAAUACAACACAACCAUCAACUCUGUCCUUCACUAAACUUCUCUGUCGUUCUCUUAAUAACUCUAGUUCUAUAUCUUGUUAAAUUAUUCAAAGAAUUUUGCACCUAUAAGAUUAAAGUUCUCUCUCUUCUCUCACACACACAACUAACAAAACAACUCAUAUAUAAUGAAAUUGAAAUUAAUGCAAGUUAAGAAAAAUGUAGAAGUCUUCGAUAUAUUUAAAAUUAGCCAAGUAUGUCCUGUUUAAUUGUGAAUAUUAAGACAAAAAAAAAACAAAAAAAAUAUUUAAAGAAAUGAAAAAUAAUGUUUCGAUUUUCACGAAAAAAACAAGAAAAAAAACUCACAUAAUUAAUUUGAAAAACACUAAGAAAAAAGACUAAUUAAUAGAUGAAAUGAAAUUAGAACAAAAUGAUAAAGAAAAAAAAAACAUCUAAAAAUUGAAAUAUAUUAUGUAUAGAAAUAUAUAUGAUAAAUAUUUAAUU